UAUAGCAAAUAACUAGUUGUAUUCCUGAAAAUAUUACAAGAUUCAUAAUGUGAUUUUUACCCAAUACCAGGACUGUGUACCAGCCCAUCCUUUUGUGCAAACUACCGCCAACACUGCCUAGUAGAAACACCCAAAACCUGGAUCGGUGCGCAGAGCUACUGCAAAGAGAGAGGUUUCGACCUGGCCACCAUAGACGACAUUGGGGCAAUGAAAGCACUGCUUCCCUUGAUCGCCAACCAAAGUUCAGUGUGGCUAGGCCUUUAUGGAGGUGGAUCUACGAGCUGGUUGUGGUCCCUAGCAGACCAUAAUUUUUACAAAGCCGGCGAGAGAAAUUACAGAAAUUUCGAGUUAGGUUCAGAUAGGAAUUACUUGGUUACUUCCAAGGAUGGCAUCUGGAAAUCUAGCAUUAAAAAUAAAAAAAGCUCUCUGAUGUGUUAUGAUGGUAAGGAACACGCUGCUAAAGUUAUACCCAAUCAAAAUAAUUUUGAUAAGGAUCAAACACAUUCAAAAACAUCAUAAUUAUAAACAUGAUCAGAGAUAAAAACGUUAUGAUUUAUGUUUUUUUUGUUCAGAUAACAAACAAGGUCGAGAAAGAUAUGUCCUAGUCCUCCAGGCCAUGGACAUGUCCGCGGCGCGGGAUUACUGCAGGACACACCACACAGACCUAGUCAGCAUCAGGAGUGCAGCAGAGAACCAGGAGGUCCGUGAGGUCGCCGCUGGUCACGAGGUCUGGAUUGGCCUCUUCAAAGACACAUGGAGGUGGUCGGACGAACGCUACUCCUCCUUCAGAUUCUGGAAGCUAAAUGUUUAUACUGCUUACACCCUUACUACAAUUUGCGGUUUCGUGGAUUUGGCACAGACAGGAGAAUGGGGCUUGUCAGAUUGUGGAUUGAAGAGACCUUUCCUCUGUACCUGUACUAAAACAAGGGUGCUCAAAGUGAAGGUCCGUUCAGAGGAUCUGCAGGACAUGAGCGACCCGGCAACAAAAGCAGCAAUUUUAAAACAAAUGCAACAGCUGGUGGACAAGGCGACGAUGCCCGGCGGACAUAAGAUGAUAUGGAGAACAAAGCCUGAUGGACAGGUGUUCACCAGGGAGCAGUGUCAUCAAGAAGACUGUGACUCUUUAAACUGAGCCACUGACUCACUGGAACACUAACAUCUGGCUCAAGUGCAUGACUGGAUUGACGAUCACUGAUACAAUAAUGUGUGAUGCUGAUUUGAGGUGAUUUGCUUUUAGAUUAUUUUAGUUUGUGUAUGAAGGGCUCUGUUAGCUUUGUUUUGUGCCGUUUUUUGCGAUGUGGCCUUUGGUCACUUUUUGCUUUCCGUGUUGCGGUUUUGUGAACCUUUUGGUUCAGACCACACAGGAAGUUGGUAUAGGUGUGGGUGGCCUUUUAUUUGGUGAGCCAUUUUCUCCUGUUUUUUGGUUAGGGGGCUAGGCUCACCCUUUUGAGUUUUUGUAUAGAUUAAUUCUGUCUAUGUUUUAUAUUUGGGCCAAGGCUCACCCUGACAUAUAGAUUAUUUUGGAAUUAAUAUUAUUUAUGCAAUACAUCCUUUGUUAGCGUGUGAAAAGUCUCUUUAACUGUUUGAGUUGGUUUUAUGUUAACCCCUCUAUCCCCCAGACUAGAGGGUCGUAACAGCUGUAAAUGGCUGGAAUUGGAAAGUGUGCGGAGUUUGAAGAGGCUUGAGCAUACAAAAAUGUUCAACAUUUACACGCUACUUUUUUAUUGAACAGACGUUCGGUUUUUUGUUAUAGGCCUACUUUAUUUAUUUUUUUAGAAGUAUACUGUUGUGAUAUGAAUUGUGUGUGAACUGUAUCUGAGUUUAUUAUAAUUUAGGAUGACUGUAAUAUCGCCAUACAUCCCACUGGGGGGGAGCGGUCAGUAGGUCCAUCUGUUUUCCCGUGUGGUGUGUUGCGCUCCUAGCGCUCGUUACUUCUCUACCAGA
Molecule: messenger RNA, 1944 nt
Organism: Gadus macrocephalus (Pacific cod)
Lineage: Eukaryota; Metazoa; Chordata; Actinopteri; Gadiformes; Gadidae
Product: lectin BRA-3-like
Exons: 3
Coding region: 617-1132 (171 amino acids)
Source: RefSeq, a predicted model, not a curated record